Molecule: messenger RNA, 699 nt
Organism: Aspergillus vadensis CBS 113365
Lineage: Eukaryota; Fungi; Ascomycota; Eurotiomycetes; Eurotiales; Aspergillaceae
Exons: 4
Coding region: 1-699 (232 amino acids)
Source: RefSeq, a predicted model, not a curated record
AUGCCCGACCAUACCAUCCACGUCGUGAACCACUCCGGCCGCAAACAGAAAUAUGUCAUUAUUCCCGCUCCACCCAUGAUGACCCUCGGAAGCAACAAUAAGCACGAAGGGGGAUGUCUUGUCUGGCACGCAAAGGAACUCGACACCGAACAGACGUGGGAUACAUCAACCACGUAUCAACUAUACGGAUGGGUUGGGACUACCGCUGAGAAACCCGGGUUUGGCGUGAAGGUAACAUCGAUAGAUGUGAAAGACGCUGAUCCCGCGACUCCCACGACGCCUGCAAGUACUUUUGGCCUCACGAAAAACGAAACAGGCGACCCAGUCAUGACGGUGAAAGAGAAAACAGCACCAAUGGACAUGGUCCGGUUUGAUUUCGGUGGUGACCUUUCUCCAUCGGAUGGGAAAUACAUUGUGUAUGGAAUGGCCAAGGGCAACAGGUUGCCCGAUGGAAAUGUUGGCACGAGGCCUUUUGCUUAUUAUCCGGCUCCCACUGAUGCCAUUGCAAUUCAAUUUGCCGUCAUGGCGCCCGUAAUCCAACUUUGGGUUUGUGCAUAUGACGCCGAAGAAGGUGAGAUAGUGGAUUUUACCAACGCGAUCCAGCAUGCGGGCAUGCUUCGAUUUUUGAAUACCGAUGGCGCGGUGCUCGCCAAUGUAGAACAUAGGAAGGAUGGGACUUUUGAGAUCACCUAUUCAUAA